Molecule: messenger RNA, 2565 nt
Organism: Odocoileus virginianus texanus
Lineage: Eukaryota; Metazoa; Chordata; Mammalia; Artiodactyla; Cervidae
Gene: MUC1
Product: mucin 1, cell surface associated
Source: RefSeq, a predicted model, not a curated record
GCUGAGCCUAGGGCGGGCGGGGGACCGGUAUAAAGCAGCUGGUGCCUGUGUCCGCUCCACCUCGUGGGCAGCUCCGGCCUGAGUUUGUUCUGUCCCCUCCCCACCACUUCGGCACCACCAUGACACCGGACAUCCAGGCCCCUUUCCUCUUCCUGCUGCUGCUGUUCCCAGUGCUGACAGAAACUUCUUGGAGCACAACCACCACCUUACUCACAGCCAGCAGCCCCAACCCUAGCCCGACUGCCUCCCCCAGCCACGAUGAUGCCUCAUCUCUGACCAGCAGCCGUGCCCCAAGUCCAACCGCCUCUCCAGGCCAUGACAGUGUCCCGUCUCUGACCAGCAGCCCGGCCCCAAGCCCGGCCGCCUCUCCAGGCCACGACGGAGCCUCGACUCCGAUCGGCAGCCCUGCCCCAAGCCUGGCCGCCUCUCCAGGCCACGACAGAGCCUCGACUCCGAUCGGCAGCCCUGCCCCAAGCCUGGCUGCCUCUCCAGGCCACGAUGGAGCCUCGACUCCGACUGGCAGCCCUGCCUCAAGCCUGGCUGCCUCUCCCGACCACGACAGCGCCUUGACUCCAACCGGCAGCCCUGCCCCAAGCUUGGCUGCCUCUCCAGGCCACGAUGGAGCCUCGACUCCGACUGGCAGCCCUGCCCCAAGCCUGGCUGCCUCUCCAGGCCACGACAGCGCCUCGACUCCGACCGGCAGCCCUGCCCCAAGCCUGGCCGCCUCUCCAGGCCACUAUGGAGCCUCGACUCCGACCGGCAGCCCUGCCCCAAGCCUGGCUGCCUCUCCAGGCCACGAUGGAGCCUCGACCCCAACUGGCAGCCCUGCCCCAAACCCAGCUGCCUCUCCAGGCCACGACGGCGCCUCGACUCCGACCGGCAGCCCUGCCCCAAGCCUGGCUGCCUCUCCAGGCCACGAUGGAGCCUCGACCCCAACUGGCAGCCCUGCCCCAAGCCUGGCCGCCUCUCCAGGCCACAGCGGCACCUUGACUACGACCAGCAGCCCUGCCCCAAACCCAGCUGCCUCUCCAGGCCACGACGGCGCCUCGACUCCGACCGGCAGCCCUGCCCCAAGCCUGGCUGCCUCUCCAGGCCACGAUGGAGCCUCGACCCCAACUGGCAGCCCUGCCCCAACCCCAGCUGCCUCUCCAGGCCACAACGGCACCUUGACUAUGACCAGCAGCCCUGCCCCAACCCCAGCUGCCUCUCCAGGCCAUGAUAGUUUCCCAUCCCUGACCAGCAGCCCUACCUCAAGCGCUACUGCCUCUUCAGGCCAUGAUGGCACCUUGUCUCCAGCCAGCAGCCCUGCCCCAAGCCUGGCUGCCUCUCCCAGCCACGACGGAGCCUCGACUCCGACCGGCAGCCCUGCCCCAAGCCCUACUGCCUCUGCAGGUCACCACGGCGCCUCGUCCCCAACCAGCAGUGACACCUCAUCUGUGACCACCAGCUCUACCUUGAGCUCCAUGGUCACUUCAGCACACAAGGGCACCUCAUCCAGGGCUACCAUGACCCCAGGCAGCAAGGGCACUCCAUCCUCAGUUCCCAGCUCUGAAACUGCUACCUCUGCUGCCAGCCACAUUACCAGGACAGCUGCCAGCAGCACUAGCCCCCAACAGUUGCCUGUUAGGGUCUUCCUGUUCUCCCUCUCUUUUCGCAUUACAAACCUCCAGUUUAACUCUUCCCUGGAAGAUCCCCAAACCGGCUACUAUCAGGAGCUGCAGAGACGCAUUUUGGACUUGUUUUCGAAGAUUUAUAAACGGAGGGAGAGGGAUUUUCUGGGCCUCUCAGAGAUCAAGUUCAGGCCAGGAUCUGUGGUGGCAGAAUUAACUCUGGUCUUCCGAGAGAAUACCACUGCUGGAUGGGUGAAGGCACAGCUCAGUCAGCUUGAAGCACAGGCAGUCAAAUAUAACCUGACCAUCACUGAAGUUAGUGUGCGUGAUGCCUUGUCUCCUUCCUCUGCCCAGCCUGGGUCUGGGGUGCCCGCUUGGGGCAUCGCCCUGCUGGUGCUGGUCUGUGUUCUGGUGGCGCUGGCCAUCAUCUAUCUCAUUGCCCUGGUUGUGUGUCAGUGCGGACGAAAGAAAUGUGAGCAGAUGGACAUCUUUCCAACCCUGGAUGCCUACCAUCCUAUGAGCGAGUACUCCACCUACCACACCCAUGGGCGCUAUGUGCCCCCUGGCAGUACCAAACGGAGCCCCUAUGAGGAGGUUUCUGCAGGCAACGGUGGGAACCUCUCUUAUACAAACCUGGCAGCCACUUCUGCCAACUUGUAGGGACAUGUUGUCUGCUGAGAGUCCAGCCAGUACUGGCUACCUCUCUGGAAUUCUUCACUUCUGAGGACCCCUGCCCCCAACUCUGUUCUGGGCUAGUGAGCUGGGCAUUCAGGUGGGCUGCUCACAGCUUCCCUCACAGGACCCACCAAGUCCCCUAACCCAUCUUAGCCCUGGUGAAGCCCGCCUGAGCCCCUGGGGACAUGCCAGAGGCAGCGGCUCCCAGGAGGAUUGCCUGGAAUGCUUGGAGAUGGGAGUGGGAACGUGAACAUGGCUGAAUAAAAUGCGGGCCUCCUCC